UGUGUAUUUGGCCAUCCCACCUUUCCUGGAGCAGGACUGGGUGACCUAAUCCUCCUCACCCUUCACACUGGAGAGGUUUACUGGAACUUGCCAGGACAGAGGACAGAGGAAGAAUGUCAGACACACUUUUGAUCUACAGUUUCCCAGUUACCUUCGAAAUCUGUGUCCCUUCAUAACACUCCUUUCCUAAAGCUGACAUUGUGGGAGUAGUUGCUGUCUGCUGUGGGCAGCAUUCAGAGGAAGAUAGACUGGAGCUUCAGUACUCAAUGGAAGGAGAGGCCCUGCAUCGCCCCUACGGCUGCGACGUCGAGCCCCAGGCACUGAACGAAGCCAUCAGGUGGAGCUCCAAGGAGAACCUGCUUGGAGCCACUGAGAGCGAUCCCAAUCUCUUUGUUGCACUUUAUGAUUUUGUAGCAAGUGGUGACAACACACUCAGCAUCACCAAAGGUGAGAAGUUGCGAGUCCUGGGUUACAACCAGAAUGGUGAAUGGAGUGAGGUACGUUCAAAGAAUGGGCAGGGCUGGGUACCAAGCAACUACAUCACCCCAGUGAACAGCCUGGAGAAGCACUCGUGGUACCACGGGCCCGUGUCCCGCAGCGCAGCCGAGUAUCUGCUCAGCAGCCUCAUCAAUGGCAGCUUCCUGGUCCGGGAGAGCGAGAGCAGCCCAGGGCAGCUGUCCAUCUCGCUCAGGUACGAAGGACGUGUUUACCACUACAGGAUCAACACCACCUCAGAUGGCAAGGUCUAUGUGACAGCAGAAAGCCGUUUCAGCACCCUGGCAGAGCUGGUGCACCAUCACUCGACGGUGGCAGAUGGCCUGGUGACAACUCUGCACUACCCAGCCCCCAAGUGCAAUAAGCCCACGGUGUAUGGAGUGUCCCCCAUCCAUGACAAGUGGGAGAUGGAGCGCACCGACAUCACCAUGAAGCACAAGCUCGGGGGAGGGCAGUAUGGAGAGGUCUACGUGGGGGUCUGGAAGAAAUACAAUCUCACAGUGGCUGUGAAAACCUUAAAGGAAGAUACCAUGGAGGUGGAAGAGUUCUUGAAAGAAGCUGCUGUGAUGAAGGAGAUCAAGCACCCAAAUCUAGUGCAGUUGUUAGGUGUGUGCACCCUGGAGCCCCCGUUUUACAUCGUGACGGAGUACAUGCCCUACGGGAACCUGCUGGACUACCUGCGCGAGUGCAACCGCGAGGAGGUCAGCGCCGUCGUGCUGCUCUACAUGGCCACCCAGAUCUCCUCUGCCAUGGAGUACCUGGAGAAGAAGAACUUCAUCCACAGAGACCUGGCAGCACGGAACUGCUUAGUUGGAGAAAACCACGUGGUGAAGGUGGCUGACUUUGGCUUGAGUCGACUCAUGACUGGUGAUACCUACACAGCCCAUGCUGGGGCCAAGUUCCCAAUCAAAUGGACAGCUCCUGAGAGCCUGGCCUACAACACCUUUUCAAUCAAAUCAGAUGUGUGGGCCUUUGGGGUGCUGUUAUGGGAAAUUGCUACCUAUGGGAUGUCACCAUACCCAGGCAUUGACCUCUCUCAGGUGUAUGAUCUGCUGGAAAAGGGCUAUCGGAUGGAGCAGCCAGAGGGGUGCCCUCCCAAGGUGUAUGAACUGAUGAGGGCAUGCUGGAAGUGGAACCCACCAGACCGACCUUCCUUUGCUGAGACCCACCAGGCUUUUGAAACCAUGUUCCAUGACUCGAGCAUCUCAGAGGAGGUAGCAGAGGAGCUUGGAAGAACAGCCUCAUCCUCAUCCAUAGUUCCUUACCUGCCCCGCUUACCCAUGCUUCCCUCCAAGACAAGAACCCUGAAGAAACAGGCAGAGAACAAGGAGAACAUUGAGGGGACACAGGACACUGUGGAGCACUCAGCAUCCAGCUCAGCACCAGGUUUCAUCAGAAGCACACAGCCAGCAGGUGGGUCCCCUGCGCUGCCCCGCAAGCAGAGGGACAAGUCCCCCAGCAGCCUCCUGGAGGAUGCCAAAGAGACCACGUUCACCAGGGACAGGAAAGGGGGCUUCUUCAGCUCCUUCAUGAAGAAGAGGAAUGCUCCCACGCCUCCCAAGCGCAGCAGCUCCUUCCGGGAGAUGGAGAACCAGCCCCAUAAGAAAUAUGAGCUGACGGGUAACUUUUCCUCUGUCGCUUCCUUGCAGCAGGUGGACGGGUUCUCCUUUGCUCCCGUGCAGCAGGACACGAGCCUGGCACCCCCCAAGUGCUAUGGAGGGGGCUUUGUGCAGAGGACCUUCUACAGCGAGGAGGGCACUGGGUCCAGCAGUGCUGGGGGUGUGAGCACUGGUGGAGGGUGGUCGGGCAUCACUGGCUUCUUCACGCCACGCUUGAUUAAAAAGACGCUAGGUUUACGAGCGGGAAAACCCACUGGCAACGAAGAAGCUUCAAAGCCUUUUCCAAGGUCAAACUCUACAUCUUCCAUGUCCUCAGGGCUUCCAGAGCAGGAUAGGAUGGCAAUGACCCUUCCCAGAAAUUCCCAGAGGUCAAAAAUUCAGCUAGAACGGACUGUGUCCACCUCCUCCCAGCCCGAUGAGAGCACAGAUAGGGCCAGUGACCUGAUUCCCAAAAGGUUUGAAGAAGGCCCUGCUUUGACCAGAGAGAGACCAAAAGCAAAACUCUUGCCAAGGGGUGCCACAGCGCUCCCUUUUCGAACUCCCUCCGCGUCAGAAGAAAAGGAGGGUCCAGGGCUAGUGGCAGCUCCUAAGGGCAAGGAAAAAAACAGUGGCCCACGACAAGGGGCCCUUGAGGAUGGCGAGAGGCCGGGGUGGUCAUCUCCGGUUAAGGCUGCAGCAAUACUUCCAACCACUCAUAACCACAAAGUGCCAGUCCUAAUCUCACCCACUCUAAAACACACUCCAGCAGACGUGCAGCUCAUUGGCACAGACUCUCAGGGUAAUAAAUUUAAGCUCUUAUCUGAGCAUCAGGUCACUUCUUCCGGCGACAGGGACCGGCCCAGACGGGUAAAACCAAAGUGUGCUCCACCUCCACCACCGGUGAUGCGGCUCCUCCAGCAGCCAGCUGCCUGCUCGGACGCAGCAGAAGAGCUGAGCAGCGCGGCGGGAGCGCAGCACGGACUGGAAUCCAACGAAGGGAGUAAGAAGGCAGCAGCACCUGUUGGUGGAAAAUCCGGGAGGCCCGUGAUGCCUCCGCCCCAAGUGCCUCUGUCAUCGUCUUCCACCUCCCCAGUGAAAAUGGCCAACGGCACGGCUGGCGCCAAGGUAGCGCUGAGAAAGACCAAACAGGCGGCUGAGAAAAUCCCCGCAGACAAGAUCAGCAAGGAGGCGCUGCUGGAGUGCGCCGAUCUCCUGUCCAGCGCCAUCGCCGAGCCCACGCCCAACAGCCAGCUGGUGGACACGGGGCACCAGCUGCUGGAUUACUGCUCAGGCUACGUGGACUGCAUCCCCCACACGCGCAACAAAUUCGCCUUCCGGGAAGCCGUGAGCAAACUGGAACUCAGCCUGCAGGAGCUGCAGGUGUCCUCGACAGCUGCUGGCGUCCAUGGGGCGAACCCCGUCCUUAAUAACUUAUUGUCAUGUGUCCAAGAAAUCAGUGAUGUGGUGCAAAGGUAGCUACUGUCAAUCUGGGUAAGAGAAACACACAUGGGGAGGGCGGGACUGUUUUUCUGUACUGAUGCUUUCAAAAGGAAAGACUGAUACUUGAGUAUGUGAAGUACCUCAGAUCACUGAGUUCUCCUCACGUUUACAGGUUCAUCUCAAAAAAUUGGGGAUGGAGAGGGUAGAUUAAAGCUGUAAGGGGCAGAACAUCAAGGAUCUGUCCCUACCUAGUCAGGCUGAUCUGCUUGAUAUGACAAGGGAAAGAAAGUUCCUUCUCCUCCCCUGGAGAGGCAGGAGAACCAAGGGCAGGUUCUCCCUCUGGGCAGGACGGUGGUGACAGCCGGAGCCCUGGGCUGGCUACAGCUGCCUGGCUGCACAGAUCCCACCCUGCUGCACUCACCUGUGCUUUGCUGUCCUGACAAGGCCAAGGAAAGGCACUGGGGCUCUGCUGGUACCAAGGGCAGAGCAGCCGGAGCAGCUCCAGAGGGGGGUCAUGUACAGCUGGGGGAAAGGUCUAAUGCACUGACAGUAUUCAGAGCUGCUGGAGGUGGAUGCACUGGUCUGGAUGGCUUAAUUUCCACAGCACUGUUUCUGCUGUAAUGAGAACUACAAGAUUGGUUAAUGUAUGAAACUGUCCCUUUUCCCUCCUGUCCACCUCAUCCACCAUGUUCUCAUCAUCAUUGUAUUGGAAGUGUCAGGGAUGCUGGGCAGACUUACCACUGGAAUUCCCUCUUCCCACCACACAGCCUUCACUCAGCUGAUUUCUAGUGGUCUAGCACAGGUGCUGCUUGAUGGUCAUUUUUGAGUAGUUUGGGGCUCUUGCACAACUUGCCAGUGUUGUUGUUGGGGUGGGUGGGUGGGUUCUUCCUUUUCUUUAAGCUCUAGAUUGUUUUUAACUUGUCACCACGUUUUACCCCCCAGUUCAGUGUGAUCACCGUGAGGACCCGUGGUAGGUAAGGCAGAGCCUCUGCCUCCCUGGCUGUUCUCCACAUUCCUUUGGCAGUCACAGCACUGCAGGGCCAGCUGGAGAACCAGAAAGUACAGCCCAGCCUGCCCACCACAUGUCCUUACUGCUGCAGGAUUCCCUGGACCUGUCCCUUACCCUUCACAUUGCCAGAUUCCUGGGAUUUGUUCUACUGUUUACCUGUCUCACAGGCUUCCAGCUUCACUGCAUCCCAAGGUGAUAAAGUAUGGCAGCACACAGGAAACACCACAGGCAUCUCCAUGGAUUUCUUCCCAUAUUUUAAAGGCUAGACCAGAAUCCUACACUGUGGUGUAGGGAAUGUGCACAUAACCUGUGCACUGCUGUGCCUGAGGCAUGGCAACAAAAGCUGUGGCUCUGCCUUGAAGGGCUCCCAGUGAGUCUCUGAUGCCUUCUAACAACCCCAGAAUGAGAGCAGCUGAGUGGUUGGCAUUGUCAUCCUUGGUCCUGGUGCUGUUUGUUGUGGCCUCAAAAAGCUGGUCUGUGUCUAUGCCCAACUCCCCAAGGUGUAAAUGUACUGGCAAGUAGGAAGAGCUCAGUUGCUGGUUUGUGAGAGGAAAGGAAACAGGCCUGAAACCCGGCUCCAGAUACACCUUACCUGCAUGCUGCUGCUCACUUCACACUGCUGGUGAUGAGGACCUUGCUUGCUUUCCACCUUAAGCCUUUAUUUUUUUUUCACUAAAACACUUUCUAAACUUGUUUUUCAAGGGUGGCUGUGCUGCUUUUAGUCUGAGCAUUUAGAGUGGAGCUGUGGCACAGGUGUGACUUUAGAAGAUGGGCACUUUGUUUCUGUCUAGAAGCACAUGGUGGUGCUUGGGAGCAGGCCCAGGAAGUGAAGUGCUGGGGUGGGAAAGAACCAAGCAACCCCUUGUGCUGGCAAGUCCUGAUCCCCUGCAGCCCUGGGGCUGUCCCAGGGCUCUUCCACAGGCAGAGUACCAACCCCUUAUCUCCUAGACUUUGCUGAGGGCUUUUGUGGUUUACCUUAUCUCUUUCAGUCAUCUCUGUGGAAGGUGUGCAUCCAAACUGACGGCCUUUGGAAAGGUGACCUGCAAAGGGAAGGUGGCUUGUGGCAUUGCUUCACAUGGCCUGUCAAACAAUCAGAAGGAUUUAGAAGGUGGGGGGCUCUCUUCUUGGGGGCAGAAGGGCAGAUCUUGCUUAGCAUGGCAGACCAUGACAUGGUUCCAUGAUUGUACUGCUGCUCAGCCUGGGACAAAUGGGCUGGAACUGAAGGGAUUCCAGUGGAAAGGAAUUUUAACCAGAACAUUUUAAAGUUUAACCCAAUUCUGAUGAACAUUUUGAAAUAAGCCUUUUUUUUUUUUUUUCCUAAAUGCCAGUCUUCCAGAAAAGCUACAGCAAAAGUGGUAGAAUAGCAAUAUGGAAUUUCUCACUACUAGAACUCCCCUCUUGCAGCCGUCUCUUAAGAAAGCAGCUGUGUCCCAAUGGACACUGUGGGCCAUCCCCACUUCCUUUCAGGUGCCCCAUUUUCUCCUUGCCCCUGCAGCAGAGAUGGGCAGUGGGACAGGCCAGCAUCCAACUGCUUUUCCAGAGUCACAGAAUGGCUGAGGUUGGAGGGAACUCUGGAGGUCACCUGGUCCAAACACUCUUCCCAAGCAGGGCCACCAAGAGUCACCUGUGAGGACAAUGUCCAGGCAGCUUUUGGGCAUCUCCAAGCACGGAGACUCUACAACCCCUGUGCCCAACACAGGAGCCCCUUUAGUGCAGACCCCUCCUCUGGGUCAAAAAAAUCGAAGGCUGGUGGAAUUUGGGGAUUGUCACUCUCAUGGGAAGUGUUUUCCCUGCCCUUACCUAUCAUCUAACAUCAGGUAGGCAGAUUGUGGCAGAGGUGGUGCUGACUUGUCAGGUUUUUUUUCCCCCUAAAUUGAAGGCCAUGGAAUUGGUGGGACUUCUGCUGCCCUAGAGUGUUUUAUUCCCAAACUGCAAUGCUCCCCUGCCCUCUGGCAGGAUAGCAAAAGGAAUCUGGGAAAGCUGGUUCUGCUGUAAAUUACCAUCCACUUGUGUUUCCUUCCACUGCUGCUUCUAAAACUUCUACCAUUCCCUCUCCCUUUAGCUAGGUCUGCCUUUCUCUUCAGCCUUAAAGUUCUCCACUGUGGCCAGUUCUCUGUUUUCAGCCUGGCACCAGAUGUGCAAAGGAACAAAUGGGGGUGCUGAUACCCCUUUAUUUGUCCCAGCGAAGAGCACUUCAUGCUCCAUGGUUUGGGGCAGGGGACAAGGCAGAAGGCCUGUUGCUUCUUCUCCUCAGCACUGUCAGACAGCUGUGGGGCACAGCUGGAGCUGGGCUGGCUCUCUUGCACUGCUGUGGGCCAGAAUUUAAGGCAGUUGUCUUUGCCAUGGGGAAGGCACCUGUGGGCCUGGUACUGCCAAGCACAAAGCACAGAGUCAGCUCAGGGGGGCACUUUCUCUUCCUACCACUGUGGGAAUUAGCUGACUCACAGGUGCAAUUCUCUCUUCUUCCUGCACUGCACACCCUUCUUAACCCCAAAGUGCUGCACUUGGUUUAGUCAUGUUCUUCAUUAGUGGGGGCAGGGCUGAAGCUGAGCUAGGAGUCUGGGUCUUGGGACUGCACCAGAUUCAGCCAGUGGGAAAAGGGGAAUUGAAGGGAGCAGCGUGGCUGAUGCAGAACACAGCAGGGAGAGAGGAGAGGCUGUGCUUGUCUUUCUCAGGACUUUCUCCUGGGUGCCACUGGCCUUGUGUCUGUGAGACACCGCCAAACACGAGGGCUGACAUCUGUCAGGGUUCUUUGGAGGAGCUGUGGGGCACAGGGAGCCAAACCCCACAGUGGAGCCAGAGCAGCCCCUUGCCACCAGGCAGAGGUGUGGGUGGGUCACACUGCAGCCGCAGAGCAAUCCCAGCCCUCGUGUCCUACCUUUCCCUGAGGCAGGCUUGUCCUCCAGGGCAUCCACAGGCAUCCGUGACUCCACAGGAUGGUGGUCCCAAAGCCAUCAGGCUGCUGCCUUCUCUGGGACACGCUCAGCUCAGCCCUGCUGCCUUCUCUGGGACACACUCAGCUCAGCCCUGCUGCUCACCAGGAGCAAGCAGGGAGACUUAAAGGGAACUGCAGCAUGUGUGGAGGCUGCUGGGGUGGUGCUGCACAUCCCUGGAGUGUGGAACAAAGCCCUCAGCCCAUUCUCUGGGACACUGACUUGUUUCUCCCAGCUCCAGGCUAAGCAAUGUCUGUACCAAAGGAGGUCGUUCUUCCCCAUGUGUCUGUUGUGCACGGGAGGUGGAGCCUGCUCGGCUCACAUGGCACUGUGUGUAUUGGUAGUGAACUUGUUGAGGGCAGGAAUGGAUUGAAAUGAAUCACGUUAAUCACCAAUCACUCUUAGCAGUGUUGUCAACUGUUUUUGUUUUUUAAUUGUUAUUGUAAUAUAUUUUGGUUGUUUUUCUAAUUUAAUUCUCUCACUAUCGUCUGACUGUGAACUGCGAACAGUGUUAAACUUGAUGUAAAUAAGGCCCUUGGAAGGGCCUCUUUGCCUGUCGUUCCACAAAGUUUUGCCAAUUUGCAUUUUGUUUUAAAUAAAGGUUGCAAUAUUUUAUUGGCAAAAACCACUUGAGUAGAUGCUGGGGCAUUUUUCCCCUUUAAUGAAUAUUUGAAACUGCUCAGUCCUAACCAGAAGCCCUUUCAUUUGGGUAGAAAAUUGUUAAAAAAGAGAGACAGUUUAAUUCUACCACGUUGCAAGAAAAGCAGUAUCUUUAUUUAUGUGGUAUCUAUUUAUAACCAAACUGUUGCCUCUGGCGUGGUAAGAGAGCAACUGUUGCUGCUGUGAGGCAGAUCAGAGCUCACCCAGGUGUGACACACACACUGGUGACCCAGCAGAGUGCAGCUCUGGCCUCGCCCUCGUCAAUGUCACCAGCACCUCCCUCAGCAGCCACAGCCAGAGCUGCUCCAUGCCCACCUCAAACCAGUCCCCCUGCCACCCCAGCCUGUGGCAGCCUAACCCAGCUGAACACUUCUUGACAUUCAGGAAAAAUCCUGGGUUAUCCUGACUUGCACACACAACCUUUACUCCACUAACCUUCAGUACACAGCUUGCUAAACUUCCUUCCCAGGUGACCAAACACAACCCAGGCUGUGUCCUGUGAGGCAGCAGCCUCUCUGCCCCAGCUGAGUGGAACCAUCACUCCAAUGGUUCCCAGGUUUCUGACACCUGGGAUUAACCAUAAACCAAGUUUCAGAAAUGCCUGAUCACCCCUGCUGGCACAGCCCCAGGCUCCAUUCCACACAGCUAGGUUAAGGCACCUGCACUGGCUGAGCAGUGGGAGAGCAGCUGGCUUAUCUCUGACUGGGACUGUGACACCUCCUCAGGUAACAGAGCCAGUGUGCCCGAGGGAAGCAGGGACUCAAAGUCUGCAGGGCCCGGACGAGUCUGUCUGGUCAGUCUUCCCCAGAGGUCACACUGCUCAUCACUGGCACCACAAAAUGGGUCAGAGCUUAAAAUAGACCAAAGGUCCCCCGUGGGGGUGGCUGGGAAGCCAAACCCUGUCCUUGGCAGGGGCUGUUUCACUCCUCGCCAGCACAGCCCUGUUGGAAGGGAGUUUUGACCCAGAGGUCACAGAGCGAUUCCCGUAACACUGAUGAAAUGUUUUGGAGCUGCUGCAACACACUUAUCACCUGGCCAGUACCCAGACAGCAAACAGCCCCUUGUAGUAGUAAUAAUAAUAAUAAUAAUAAUAAUGCUGAUGCCAGCCAAAAAGCCACAGCAUGAAAUGUACUGAAGACAAAAAAAAAAAAAAAAAAAAAAAAAAAGGAAGGAAAAAC
Molecule: messenger RNA, 9313 nt
Organism: Serinus canaria (Common canary)
Lineage: Eukaryota; Metazoa; Chordata; Aves; Passeriformes; Fringillidae
Gene: ABL2
Product: ABL proto-oncogene 2, non-receptor tyrosine kinase
Exons: 11
Coding region: 267-3569 (1100 amino acids)
Biological process (GO): regulation of apoptotic process; protein phosphorylation
Molecular function (GO): protein binding; ATP binding; non-membrane spanning protein tyrosine kinase activity
Source: RefSeq, a predicted model, not a curated record